Lindgomyces ingoldianus is the source of this 1078-nucleotide messenger RNA. RefSeq lists its product as uncharacterized. Lineage: Eukaryota; Fungi; Ascomycota; Dothideomycetes; Pleosporales; Lindgomycetaceae. The record is from RefSeq and is a predicted model, not a curated record. The transcript has 8 exons. The coding region runs from base 35 to 1078 and encodes 347 amino acids.
GUGUCUCAGAGACACCAGCAUUUAGUCAUUCGAGAUGUUGUUAAAUACAGUCGCCACAAUAGCGCUCCUUACCCAGGGCACGCACGCAAAUGCAGUACUUCGGUUUGGAUGUUCCCAGAUCACUGUCGAACGUCUUGACCCCCUCGUCAAUCCAUCAGUCAAUCCGUCUCCACACGUGCAUCAGGUCGUAGGAGGAAAUGCUUUCAAUGCCUUCAUUCCCGAGACUGACGUUUCGCAAAUUGCAAACUGCACAACUUGCAGCUUCAGCGAAGACCUUUCUAAUUACUGGACCGCAAAUAUGUACUUCAAGGCUCGCAAUGGAACAUUUAAGCGAGUCCCACAGAUUCCUAACCGCGGGCUGACCGGCGAAACUGGUGGGAUGACCGUGUACUAUACCUCCGCAUAUGACAACUCAAAGGUCACAGCUUUCAAGCCAGGCUUCCGCAUGCUCGCUGGGGACGCUUCGCAAAGAGCUAAUGGUGGUGUUACCAAGUGGAAUGCAAUCUGCUUCCGGUGCUACAGCGCCAAGAACUUUGGAGGAGAUAAUGGGGCUCCUUGCUCAGACAAAACUGUGGAUACCGUAGAUUUACCAAAAAAAGCCUGCGCUGGUGGUAUUCGCACAACUAUCAGAUUUCCGACUUGUUGGGACGGCAAGAACCUGGAUUCUCCAGACCAUACAAGUCACGUUUCAUACCCCGCGACAGGAACCUUCGAGAACAGCGGUGCUUGUCCAACAACGCACCCAGUCAAGCUUCCCCAGCUAAUGUUCGAGGUUAUCUGGGACACUACCACUUUCAAUGAUAAGUCUUUGUGGCCUGCCGAUGGCUCGCAGCCGUUUGUUUUCAGCCAAGGUGACAAUACCGGGUAUGGCCAGCAUGGUGACUACGUCUUCGGCUGGAAGGGUGAUGCGCUUCAAAAGGCUAUGGAUGGAAGCUGCUUCGGUGCGACUUGCAAGACGCUUAAGAGCCAAGCAUUCACCGAUGCAAAUAAGUGUGCUGUUACGAGCUCGGUUAAUGAGCCAGUCGAUGGAUGGCUUACAAGUAUCCCCGGGCAAAUGAGCCCACUUGGCCGCAUGUGA